This is a messenger RNA of Lasiodiplodia theobromae, 1551 nucleotides long. RefSeq lists its product as uncharacterized. NCBI's taxonomy places the organism in Eukaryota, Fungi, Ascomycota, Dothideomycetes, Botryosphaeriales, Botryosphaeriaceae. The record is from RefSeq and is a predicted model, not a curated record. Gene Ontology annotation, cellular component: lipid droplet. The transcript is spliced from 6 exons. The coding region runs from base 1 to 1551 and encodes 516 amino acids.
AUGUCCGCGACUAACGCGACCGCAACCAAUGGCCAUGCGCCAUCCGAAGACCUGCCGUCUCUUGCCGCCCUCUUCUUGAUCAAGUUCGACCUGAAGGUCGGCUACACGAUCACUUGGAAGCGCUCCCUACCCGACCUCGAACUCGAUGGAGCCGUAGAAUUCAAGUCGUUGCCCUCGGGCCUCCAUAGUGUCAAAGAAGACCUGAUAUACUUCGUGCAUGACCAGUACGUAGGGCUCAGCGCAUUCGUCAACGACCCGGCGUCCGAGGCGGAGCGCAAUGCGCAUUUGGUCGCUGUGGGCAUUCUGGUUCCUCUCAGUCAAGGUCGCCUUGGACGGAGCUGGUUACAUGCCCAAAGACUCAGAGAGCUCUCCAGGCUACUAGCGCAUGACACAACAAAGACAGAGCCCCUGGAGCAGUAUUGGACCGCCAAUUCUGCAGAAAGCAGCGCCAACACCCCGGAGCUUGAGUCCUCCGAGGCUUCUUCGACUGUUUCGCGCCCUCCGCCGUCACUACUUAGAAAGAAGAAGACUUAUGCGAGAAGUCGAGGGCUAUCCAACGUAACUGCGUUCCAUCCUACGCACGAAACUUUGGACGUUGCCCAUCCGGCCCUAUCCAUAAUCAAGUACAUAGACACUUUCGGUCCUUUGGAGGAUGCUUCCAAACACGAGUCUGCGAAGCUUUCAAAUGAGCCUUUAGAGGAAGGUAACUGGUCUCCUGGCUGGGCAGCUUGUACCACGGAUGAAAUCCUGGCCAUGAAGACGAGCCUCUUUGAUGUCACGGUCGAACUGCCAGCGCAGGUUGAAUCUUCGACAGAAGAAAAGCGAUGGCCAAGGAUAAAGACGGCGGCAGGCAAAGAGAUUAAGGCGACUCAACGAGACCUCAGGCGGUACCGCAUUCUACACGCGGAGCUUCGCAAAACGCAGCGGCAGUCUGUCGAUAUCCCGCGGACCGAGGAGCAAGAAGACGAUGAAGACGACGACGAUGACAAUGUGGCAUUACUCGGCGCAUCGCCACGACCUGAGAGCAAUGACGGCGAUGAAGAGAUCUACGCAGACAACUUGAUCGAGCCCCCGACGUGGGCGGCGCUUGCUUACUCGGGUUUCAUGUGGUGGGCGUCGGCAGGCGAGAAGGACGCGUCGCUGUCUGAAGAAGCAGAUCGCGAUCGGGCGUUGCUGGGUGACCUCUCCGACUUUAUGACAAUCUCGCACGCGUCGCUCCGCAGCUCUGACGAUGCAAUGGCGCAGACAUGGUACCAAGGGGCAACGGCACCCCACACGGCCAUCAUUGCUUACUUCCACCGUCUGACGGCAGAGAUCUUCAGCACCCUAGGCGACAUCGUUGAUGCAGCGGACGACGAGGACCACGACGAAGAGCAAGAAGAUGGAGGCGAUUCGGUGGUGGUGCAUGGCGAGGACGUCAGUAGGAUGGGAUUGGAUGCUUGGAGCGAAUCGGACAAGGAGUUUGUGCGAGAGGUACUGCAGAUGUACUUCGGAAGGAGGGCGGCUGUGCACGGCGGAAGCAUCGAGUGCUGUGGCAUCAAGAUUUGCUGA